AUGUCAACAGCUCUACCACUUGGUAGUAAGGCAUUGAAUAGAGGUGGAGUUUCCAGUGAAAUUACAAUUGAAACAAAAGAUGCAGGAGAAAUGGGAAAAAUGUCUGUGGCGUAUCUUGGCAGCUCUUUUUUGGGUCAUAAUUUUCCAGAUAGAGGCCACCCUGACACGCCACCAAAACUAAUGCCCUCUAAAAUCAACAAAAGGAUGCAGAGACCCGAGGAUUUAGAUUUUCACCAAUCACAUGAUUUGAAUUCUUUGAAGUAUUUCUCUCUGGUGGCCCUAAUCUUACAGAAUGCUGCUCUUAUAUUGGUCAUGCGUUAUACACGCACCCAACAUGGGGAUAUGUAUUUAUCAAGUACAGCGGUGGUCAUGUCAGAAAUGUGUAAAUUAUUGACGUGUUGUGUAAUUAUAAUUUAUCAAGAAGGUGGUGUUGGCCAGUUUGUAAAAAUUCUAAAAACUGAUUUUAUAGACUGUCCUUUAGACUGUGUUAAAGUUUCGGUACCGUCUAUUAUUUAUAUUAUCCAGAAUAACCUAUUGUAUUUAGCUGUGUCUAAUUUAGAUGCUGCUACAUUUCAGGAAUUAUACCCGUCUCAUUGUGGUGGGAAAAAUCUGAAAAAUAUAAUCACGUCAUCCCCUAAUACACAAAAAUACAUGUGUACCAAGGGUAUAAAAACGGAUUGA
This is a messenger RNA of Lottia gigantea (owl limpet), 681 nucleotides long. RefSeq lists its product as hypothetical. The transcript is spliced from 4 exons. NCBI's taxonomy places the organism in Eukaryota, Metazoa, Mollusca, Gastropoda, Lottiidae. Bases 1 to 681 code for a protein of 226 amino acids. Gene Ontology annotation, molecular function: UDP-galactose transmembrane transporter activity. Gene Ontology annotation, cellular component: Golgi membrane. Gene Ontology annotation, biological process: pyrimidine nucleotide-sugar transmembrane transport. The record is from RefSeq and is a predicted model, not a curated record.